AACGUGUAAACACAAAAUACAUAAACUCGAAAUUCUUCCUCGUUAUUUGAAAUGCAGAAAGCAUUUUUCUUAUCGAUAUAAAAGAAUGUAACAGAAGUUCAAUUUGUAGGCAAAAAAAAGAAAUGCGAUUAGUAAUUAUAUGAACAAAAUAACAGCCAGCAAACAAUUCGUAGGUCUAAUAGAUGGAUAAAAGUAUCACUGACCAAUCGCACGUCUCGCCACAUCACAAGCGAGACACCGGUCUCACCAGAGAUUCGUCGACACCUGAUUCCCCGCAUCCAAUGAGAUAUUUAUAUUCCUAGGGAAUACAAUUCCGGCGACAGAUCUGCGAAUAUACGAGCCUCGCGUGAUUAUUCGCGAAUGAAUGUGCAAAAUACGUCCUCGCGGGACAAAACGCGCGUGUGCUCGCGAAUGUCUGAAAAAUUUUCAAUCCCGAUCGCUUCCGCGCAACACGAGGCGGACUCGUGACGUCACGGUCGCUCGCGGAAUGAUCCAAACGGUUUCGAUCGAAAAUGUAUGGACUUUCCGCGCGUGCACGCAGCACCGUCUGAACGAAUUCUGUAAGAUCGCGGAUAAAUCCGGAGGCGAAGUGCCUGACGGCUUGGCCGGCGUUAUCCCACGGACGUGGUUCUCUCUCUCUCUCGUAAUCGCGCCGAGAGUUUCCGGACUUCUACACUUCGGAAGUUCAUGGCGGGUUGCCGGCUGCCAUCUUGGACCUCGCUCGUUUAAGAAGCCGGCCGCCCGCAAAAAUCUCGAGUUUCACACGGCCGCGCGGCCUCAGCUAUUCCGCGAGUAAGCAUCGCGCUCUCGCAAAGAAAUCGGGAAUUCGUUGUAUUUAAUCCAGUCAAGAUUCGAGCUCGGAAUGCUCUAGGUUUAUUACUGUUCUCACAUGUACGUAGCUGGGUGAACAGAGGAGACAAAGUCAUUAAUAGCUGUAAGUUUGGGAUAGACAGUGGAGACAGUAUAUCUAUCAAUAAGGCACUUAUAAAUAGUAAUACUUUUGAGAGAAUGGCAUUACCAAGUAGAGCACGAGUUUACGCCGAUGUGAAUUCACAUAAACCAAGAGAAUACUGGGACUACGAAUCUUAUGUUGUUGAUUGGGGGCAACAAGAUGAUUACCAGUUAGUGAGAAAAUUGGGGAGGGGUAAAUAUAGUGAAGUAUUUGAAGCCAUAAAUGUUACAAACAAUGAAAAAUGUGUCGUAAAAAUACUGAAGCCUGUAAAAAAGAAGAAAAUAAAAAGGGAAAUAAAAAUUUUAGAGAAUCUUAAAGGUGGGACCAACAUAAUUACACUCCAAGCAGUUGUCAAAGAUCCAGUUUCUAGGACACCAGCACUGAUCUUCGAACAUGUCAACAAUACAGACUUCAAGCAAUUAUACCAGACGCUAACUGACUACGACAUAAGAUACUACCUCUACGAAUUAUUAAAAGCGUUAGAUUACUGUCACAGUAUGGGAAUUAUGCACAGGGAUGUGAAACCGCACAACGUCAUGAUAGACCAUGAAAACCGAAAGUUACGGUUAAUUGACUGGGGCCUGGCGGAGUUCUAUCAUCCUGGUCAAGAAUACAAUGUACGAGUAGCUUCCCGCUAUUUUAAAGGCCCGGAAUUACUUGUAGAUUAUCAAAUGUACGACUAUUCAUUAGAUAUGUGGUCAUUGGGUUGUAUGCUAGCGAGUAUGAUAUUCAGGAAAGAACCGUUUUUUCAUGGACACGAUAAUUAUGACCAAUUAGUUCGAAUUGCAAAGGUUCUCGGGACCGAGGAACUGUUUGAGUAUCUUGACAAGUAUCACAUUGAGCUCGAUCCACGUUUCAACGACAUUUUAGGCCGGCAUUCGCGUAAGCGUUGGGAACGCUUUGUACAUUCGGAAAAUCAGCAUCUAGUUUCACCGGAGAGCUUGGAUUUCCUCGACAAGCUUCUACGCUACGACCAUUACGAGAGAUUAACUGCGCGCGAAGCUAUGGAGCAUCCUUACUUUUAUCCCAUAGUAAAAGAACAAGGUCGGUUGACCAUGGUGUCAUCAUCACCUACUCCCAUGACAGGCUCAGUGCCUGUAGAUCAUCGUGGCGUAACAAUGAGCAGCGUACCGGUCCAUGGGACAAACGGAUUGGAAAGCAUGGAAGGAGUUGGAAGCGGGUGUUUGACCCCUUCGGAAGAACUGCCUCAACUCUUAUAAGUUCAGCAAUUCUGAACGGCAAACCGACUCUCAAUCUACCACAGAAUAUAACAAUGCAACAGCAGAUAUAUCGUAUCGCCAAGUACAUUCUUCUCUGCACC
Dinoponera quadriceps is the source of this 2273-nucleotide messenger RNA. RefSeq names its product casein kinase II subunit alpha (gene CkIIalpha). Gene Ontology annotation, cellular component: cytosol; protein kinase CK2 complex; nucleus. Lineage: Eukaryota; Metazoa; Arthropoda; Insecta; Hymenoptera; Formicidae. Gene Ontology annotation, biological process: protein phosphorylation. The record is from RefSeq and is a predicted model, not a curated record. The transcript is spliced from 8 exons. Gene Ontology annotation, molecular function: ATP binding; protein serine/threonine kinase activity. The coding region runs from base 1009 to 2172 and encodes 387 amino acids.